Messenger RNA from Nothobranchius furzeri (turquoise killifish), 7258 nucleotides. It is a transcript of the gene slc4a2b, whose product is annotated as solute carrier family 4 member 2b. Gene Ontology annotation, biological process: bicarbonate transport; monoatomic anion transport; regulation of intracellular pH. Lineage: Eukaryota; Metazoa; Chordata; Actinopteri; Cyprinodontiformes; Nothobranchiidae. Gene Ontology annotation, molecular function: solute:inorganic anion antiporter activity; monoatomic anion transmembrane transporter activity. Gene Ontology annotation, cellular component: basolateral plasma membrane; apical plasma membrane; plasma membrane. The record is from RefSeq and is a predicted model, not a curated record.
GGCCACAUGUGGAGAAGCUCCAGGGCGUCCGAGUCAGACCCGUUAGCCGUAUCUUAGUAGGAAAACGAAGCAGCUCACCUGCUGCUCACUUAGCUGCUUGUGGUCUUGUUAUGCCUGUCGCUUCAAAUGUUUCCCUAGUUUCACUUCUGCCUCGCCGUGUGCAAGAUUUAUGCUGCAGUGGCUUUUUUUCAAUGCCUUCUGGCAUCAAAAUUGGUGUUUUAGAGAUUUUUCUUUCCUUUUCUUCUGCAAAUAAUUUAAAUAUAAAAGGUAUGAUGUUCAGAUGCAUGAAGAAAUGCCUUUUCUGAAAUGUUUCUCUUAUUUUGCUUUAAGGCAAACUCUUCUAAAGUGAUAAAAGUUAUUGCAAAGGUGGUAAAUAUGUUAAAGAGUCACGAGAGCAGCUGGUCUGCAGCCAAAGAAAGCAGCACCUCUGCUUUAGAGGCUCUCUAGUGAACUCAUCAUGAUCGAGUUUGUGCUUCAGCAUAAAUCAGCUACUUAAGGUCAAAUCCACACCUGAUACUCUCAUAUUGGUGGAUCUCAUCAUCUGGUGAUGGUUAGACAAUCUCAGAACAUCUUGUGUUCUGGAUUAUUCCAGGAAUUGGGUUCUAUUAAGUUUAGGAUUUCCCAGAAAGGCAUAACCACGAUUCUGAUAUUUGGUUUAAAUGAAAAUGGGUAAAAAUGCUGACGUUGAGCACAGUCAGAUUUUAAGGGAUUACUUUUUGUUCACCACUCAAAAAACUAAUUUUUGACUGCUUCCAGUUGGUUUUUGUUGAAUUGUUGACCAAAAAAAUCUGAAUCUGUUGUUUUAUUUCCUGCAGAACCAGUUUAGGGAAUUACUGCUUUUUCACAGCUUUGUCUGCUGAUAAAAAGUUCUUUCUAAGAAGAACUAGUUUAUACCGAUACUAAAAGAAACAGUAAAAGUUCAGAUCUGAUGGAGAUGACCCUCUGUGUGACCUUCAUGUGCAGUUUUAAAUGACAGAAGAAGACUUUCUGUUCAGCUGGAGGUUUUUAUAAAAGUAAAGAAUAACAAACACACAGGCUGGUGUUUCUUUGUUCCUGGGAGGAAUUGUGCUUUGAUAAAAUGAAACAUUUAAUCUUAGAGAAUUGGUUUCAUUGUUAAAGUAUCCUGAAACAUUUCUGUCUUUCCUGCUUGGUGAUGAAGACUAGAGCCUGUUAAGACCCUGGACCAGACUCAGAACAGCUCCUGAUCAAGACACUGUGGAGAUAAAAACGUUUGCUCCGUGACUCCGUCAGCUGUUAUUGGCUGUCGUCUUGGCAGCAUCUCCUCAGAGUUAAUAAUUAUCCUUUUAAACGGUGUGAGUUUGUGUAAAUGUGUGCUCAGGGAGCGUUCACAUCUCCCGAUUUGGAUUUUCAGCCAUUUUGAACCUCUGAGUAACGUCUUCUUCCCGAUCUGAGGAUCACGUGGCGACAGCUAACUGGAAUAUGAAACAGCACUUCUAGUUUUAGCUUUAAGUCUUUGUGUUUUUUGGGCUGAGGUAACACACCUGCCUCUAGGUUGAUGGACUUCCUGUUUACUUUCCAGCCUGAGUCUCCCACUGCUUCACCUCACCACGGCCUCCCACGCCCACAAGAGGAAGACGAUGGCGACCUGAAUAAAGCUUUGGGCGUUCAGCGCUUCCAGCAGAUCCUCCACCCUGCUGCUUCCUUACCUGAUGAGCAACACCACUCCUACCAUGAGGAGGACAUUGAAUACCACCGUCACUCGUCUCGCCACAUCCACCGGCCUCUUUCCAAACUACCCGCCGAGGGACGACGGAAGAAGAGCAGCAAGAAAAGAAAGAAAGACAAAGAUCACAAAAGCAGCCGUGCUCCCAGCAGCGGCCCGAUAGAGGAGGGCGAGUAUGAAGAGGAAGAGGAGGAUGAAGGGACAGAAGGAACGCCGGCUUCAUCAGAGUCAGCCAGAGUCAAAGACGUGGAGUUCUUCCUGUCAGAUGAUGACCAAGUGUCCAGACGAGGGACAGAGAUCCCAUAUUUGUCCCGAGAGCUGAGCAUCGUUCCUCAGGUUGCUUUGAGAACAGAAGCUGAAGAUGCAUCUUCCUCUGAUAAACUCGACUCACCCAGCACUCCCAGUCCGGUCCCGCUGUCGCCUUCAACUGAGCACCCACCCCUGACUCGGGUGUCCUCUGCCAGCCGCAGCUACGACCUGCAGGAGCGCCGUCGCACGGGCAACAUGACGGGCGCCGAGCAAGCCAAGUACCAACAAAUCCCCACGGACGAGAGCGAAGCUCUGACCCUGGCCUCCGCAGACCUGGAUGGCAUCAAAAGUCACCGUUUUGAGGAUGUUCCCGGCGUGCGCAGACACCUGGUCAGAAAGAGCACCAAGGGACAGAAGGUGCACAUCGGCAAAGAUCACAAAGAGCAGACGACUCGCAGUCGGAAGCAGGACCGAACCCCGCAUGAGGUGUUCGUGGAGCUGAACGAGCUGACCAUCGACAAGAACCAGGAGAUGCAGUGGAAGGAGACGGCUCGUUGGAUCAAGUUUGAGGAGGACGUGGAGGAGGAGACGGACCGCUGGGGGAAGCCUCACGUGGCUUCCUUGUCUUUCCGCAGCUUGCUGGAGCUCAGACGGACCAUCUCCCACGGAGCGGUUCUGCUGGACUUGGACCAGAAGACCCUGCCUGGCAUCGCCCACCAGGUGGUGGAGCAGAUGAUCAUUUCUGACCAGAUCAAAGCCGAGGACCGAUCCAACGUCCUGAGAGCUCUGCUGCUUAAACACAGUCACCCGAGCGAUGAGAAGGAGCACACCAGCCAUUUCCCCAGAAACAUCUCAGCAGCCAGCCUGGGCAGCCUGAUGGCGUACCACCACAACGUGAACCACAACCACCAGCUGGAGCCGUCGGUGACCGACCCCCUCAUGGGCACCAUCAACUCCACGGUGGACAACGACACGCGGAUCGACAUGGAGAAGAACGAGCUACAGAGGGAGCCGAGCCUGGGGCUCGGCAUGCACCGGUCCAAGUCCAAACAUGAGCUGAAGCUGCUGGAGAAGAUUCCAGAGAAUGCCGAGGCCACUGUGGUCCUUGUUGGUUGUGUGGACUUCCUGGAGCAGUCCACCAUGGCGUUUGUGAGGCUGCAGGAGGCGGUGGAGCUGGAGUCGGUUCUGGAAGUGCCCGUUCCUGUCAGGUUCCUCUUUGUUCUUCUGGGACCUCCAACCACUAGCAUGGACUACCACCAGAUUGGACGUUCCAUCUCUACUCUCAUGUCAGACAAGCAAUUUCACGAGGCGGCGUACCUGGCAGACGACCGGCACGACCUGCUGAACGCCAUCAAUAGCUUCCUGGACUGCAGCAUCGUGCUGCCGCCUUCAGAGAUGGGAGACGACGAGCUGCUGCGCUCCGUGGCUCGCUUUCAGAGGGAGAUGCUGCGCAAGAGGGAGGAGCAAGAGGUCACGCUGCUCAAAGAGCCGAAAAGCCUCAAAGAUAAAGAGGCUCUCUCAAUGCCUUCGAAGAAAUCGGACGACCCGCUGGAGCGCACGGGCCGCCUCUUCGGUGGGCUGAUUAGAGACGUGCAACGCCGCUACCCUAAAUAUUUAAGCGACUUCAGAGACGCGUUGAGCAGCCAGUGCAUGGCUGCGGUGAUCUUCAUCUACUUUGCUGCUCUCUCUCCUGCCAUAACCUUUGGAGGUCUGCUAGGAGAGAAGACGGACGGUCUGAUCGGAGUUUCUGAGCUCAUCGUGUCCACGGCGUUUCAGGGCAUCGUCUUCUGUUUACUCGGGGCUCAGCCGCUGCUGGUCGUGGGCUUUUCUGGACCCCUGCUGGUUUUUGAAGAAGCAUUUUUCAGUUUCUGCAAAGCCAACGGCAUCGAGUACCUGACGGGUCGCGUGUGGAUCGGCGUCUGGCUCAUCGUCAUCGUGAUGGUCACGGUGGCCUUCGAAGGGAGCUUCCUGGUGCGCUUCGUCUCCCGCUUCACUCAAGAGAUUUUCUCCUUCCUCAUCUCUCUCAUCUUCAUCUGUGAGACCUUCACCAAGCUCUACAAGAUAUUCAAGGAGCACCCGCUGAAGCGCUGCUCUUUCAGCAACAGCACAGAAGAAGACUCCUUAGCAGAAAACACCUCCUUGGUCCAGACCAAUGGCACCCAGUCUGUCCCAGUCAGCGGGGAACCCAACACGGCGCUGCUCUCUCUGGUUCUGAUGGCGGGGACGUUCUUCAUUGCUUUCUACCUGCGCAAGUUCAAGAACAGCGCCUUUUUCCCUGGAAGGUUCCGCAGGAUGAUUGGAGACUUUGGGGUUCCUAUCGCCAUCCUGAUCAUGGUUCUGGUGGAUUACAGCAUAGAAGACACGUUCACACAGAAGCUGAGCGUUCCUAAUGGAUUCUCUGGGAUGAGUACCGAGAAACGCCACUGGGUCAUCAGUCCUCUGGGAUCGGACGGACUUUUCCCCAUCUGGAUGAUGUUUGCCUGCUGUUUGCCGGCGCUGCUGGUUUUCAUCCUCAUCUUCAUGGAGACUCAGAUCACAACCCUCAUCGUCAGUAAGAAGGAGCGGAUGCUGGUGAAGGGUUCCGGCUUCCACCUGGACCUCCUCCUGAUCGUGGUUCUGGGCGGGUGCUCGGCUCUGUUCGGACUGCCGUGGAUGGCGGCCGCCACCGUUCGCUCGGUGACUCACGUCAACUCCCUCACCGUGAUGAGUAAAGCCGUCGCCCCUGGAGACAAGCCUCGCAUCCAGGAGGUGAAGGAGCAGAGGGUGACGGGGCUGCUGGUGGCUAUCAUGGUUGGUUUGUCCAUCGUGAUCAGUGACCUGCUGCGUCAGAUCCCUCUGGCCGUUCUGUUUGGGAUCUUCCUCUACAUGGGGGUGAUGUCGCUCAACGGCAUCCAGCUAACAGAGCGGAUGAAGCUCCUCCUCAUGCCGCCAAAGUACCACCCUGACCACACCUAUGUCCGCAAGGUCCGUACUUGGCGCAUGCAUCUCUUCACCUGCAUCCAGCUGGUGUGUUUGGCCGUCUUGUGGGCCGUGAUGUCCACCCAGGCGUCCCUAGCUUUCCCCUUCGUCCUCAUCCUCACCGUGCCAGUCAAGAUAUUCGUGCUGCAUCGCAUCUUCAACCCCAGAGAGGUGGCAUGUCUGGACGGAGAUGAUGCAGAACCAAAGUUCGACGAGCGCGAGUGUCACGACGAGUACUCGGAGAUGCACAUGCCCGUCUGACCAAGCUGGUCACGUGACCACAUCUCGCCGACGACUCUCUGGAAGGGUCGUUGUGGUUUUCCUUCUGCUUCACAGCAGUUCUCGUAGCUCAACAGAACAAAAUAAAUAGUUUUUUUUUAACAUUCAUUUCAGGGGACAAGAGAUUCCAAAUGUAAAGACGGGAACUCGAGUUUAAAACCAACAGCGUAACAGUCGACAGGUUUGCAAAACAAAAGAAAUUUUAGCCCUGAAAGUUUUGCUAUGAUUCACAUUGAAUAUGUGGAGGAUAUAUAGGAUACAUUCCUUCAUAUUAAUGUGCUGAGUUAGCGCUAGUCUAGUCUGUUUUUAAGUUCACUAAGCGCCUUAUGAAGGAAACCAGAUGUACGGAGCUGCGUUUUUGUUUAGUUUUUUCCACAUUCUGUCUUAUUUUAGACAGCUAAUCACUUUAAAAACAAAGCUUGUAGCACUUUUAAGAGAAAAGAAACCAAAUCCGAACAAUGACUGUAAAUUGUAUAAUUAUUUUAGCGUCUUAAAAUUCCUGUAAACCUCUUAAACAUUGAUGUUGAUGUAUUUAGCUUCCUAAAUGUCCUGUGAUUGAGUUUUAACCUUCUGUUCUUUCAUCUUUUAAGUGUUUUGGGAUCAGUUUCAAUCAUCUUCAGCUUUUUAUUGUAGAGUUUGUUCCUGCAGUGAUGCAAGACCGCCAGCAGAGGGAGAGCUUGGUUUACUGUUUUCAUUGUGCAACAAAAACAGUAAAAACACAAAUUUAUUGUUACGCUAAUGCAAUGAAACAUGAAUUAUUUUUAUCAUUAGGGCUUAUUUUUAAGUAGGAAAUGUCACUUCUGUCUCUGUUUGUUUAUUUAAGUGCCAAAUAUCUGUUGUGAUGAGAACAAUAAGCUGCAGUUCAGUCCAUGAAGCAUAAACUAACAUUUUUUUUGUAGAAGCAUUCAAUAUUUUAAUACCUACCAAAUCUCCACCCACACUGUGCUGGCAAUCUCAUUCAUUCGAGGUUUUUGCAUGUUUGUUUUUAGAUUGUUGUCAUGUUGCGUCUGAGUAACAUGGAUUGGUUAAAGUGUUGACUUGUGUCAAAUAACUGUUACACUCACCUAGAAAUAUCUCACACACCACGAUCCUCUCUGAGCGGCCCCGUCUCUGCCUGACUGAAAUCCUGAUCUUGUGCCUUUUUAGAGUCAAAGUUGCACAAAAUCACAAGUGCCUGUUGGAGGUGGGGGUUCAGCUGCAUGUGUGGUGUUUGUUAGGACGUUACAGUGUGUAGCACUCAAAACAAACAUCUGAUUUAUUUAUCUGCUCUCACAUUGCUGCGUGUUUAAAGUAUAUCUUAGAUUUGUCGUUGUUUUGUUGUUUUACACACGUUUGACUGAGCUGUACUCCUGAAUAUGAAGGAGAGUUGUUGAAUUGGACAGUCUGUGUUGUUUCUGGUUAUUUUAUGGAACUAGGAUUGGGACAAAAUUACAUGUAACUUGUACCAAGUUUUGUAACUGUGACUUUUGUUUUGUAGCAUGUAAUUCUCAUUUUGUAACACGUAACUUUGGUACGUAACAUUAAACUGUUAUUUUGUAACUUAUAGGAAAAAAAUCUAUGUACAAUUUUCAACUCACAACUUUCAAAACAUACAUCUCAGUCUACAGUUACAAAACUCAAGUCUACAAGUACAAAACAUUUUGUCCCAAUUCUAGCUUCCUUCCAACAGGAAUUGUCUUCGACAGGAAUCCAAGACUCAUGAUUGGCUGGUUAGACAAAGCCUGUCAUUGGUUCAUUGGGAAGGAAGCUAGAAUUGGGACAAAAUGUUUUGUACUUGUAGACUUGAGUUUUGUAACUGUAGACUGAGAUGUGUGUUUUCAGAGUUGUGAUUUGAAACUUGAACAUUGAUUGUUUUCUGCAAGUUACAAAAUGAAAGUUUCAUGUUACAAAACAUGUUACAGGUUACAAAGCUUGGUGCAAGUUACAUGUAAUAUUGUCCCAAUCCUAGUUCCAUAUUAUUCUGCCUGUUUAUCUCAGACUGAAACAUGUAGGUUUAUUUGAAGGAACAACACGUAAUCCAAGAGCUGAUGUUCUUUUGUGCAUCAAUGUUUCAGAUGUUGGUGACAAUUAAAACUUAUUUUCUAUUGA